AUGACCGCUGUCAAUCCGCAAGCGAAAGUACAGCGCCAAGGCCGGCGAACGCUGACGACGCCGCCGCCGAAAGGAACCCAGAAUCAGAGGGACUUCCAAGCAGGACGAGGCGAUCGCUAUGAUGCUGUGAAGCCUGGAGCAUCAGACAUCUGGAACAAGGAAGGUGGCGUCGAGCAGAUGACCGUCAACCGCAGCGAGUACAGCGCCAAGGCUGGCGAACGCUACGAUGUCGUCAAGCCGAAGGAGUCGGACUUGUUGAGGGGAGACGGCCACUUCGAAGGUCAGACCCAGAAUCAGAAGGACUUCCAAGCAGGACGAGGCGAUCGCUAUGAUGCUGUGAAGCCUGGAGCAUCAGACAUCUGGAACAAGGAAGGUGGCGUCGAGCAGAUGACCGUCAACCGCAGCGAGUACAGCGCCAAGGCUGGCGAACGCUACGAUGUCGUCAAGCCGAAGAGUCGGACUUGCUUGAGGAACGGCCACUUCGGAGGCAUCGGACAUCUGGCACAAGGAAGGGAGGCGUCCGAGCAGAUGACCGUCAACCGCAGCGAGUACAGCGCCAAGGCUGGCGAACGCUACGAUGUCGUCAAGCCGAAAGAAUCCGACCUGCUUCGAGGUGAUGGUCACUUCGAGGGCCAGACCCAGAAUCAGAAGGACUUCCAAGCAGGACGAGGAGAUCGC
Mesorhabditis spiculigera is the source of this 678-nucleotide messenger RNA. The record is from the annotation of a GenBank genome assembly. Lineage: Eukaryota; Metazoa; Nematoda; Chromadorea; Rhabditida; Rhabditidae.